AUGGCUACGAAGUGGUUGCCUGUGGAUUUGGAGUUGAAGGAAGUGCUCAAGAAGCUGCCGCUGCUGGAAGUCGGCGAGGCCCAGCGGGAAGGAGCAUUUCGCGAAGCACAGCUGAUGCGCAAGAUCUCCCGGAAUUGUCCAUUCAUCACACAGUUCCACGAGGUGCUGCUGUGCAGAGGCGGCACCGUUCUUUGCCUCAUCAUGGAGUACUGCUCUGGAGGCGACCUGCGGGGUGAGAUCCUCCGCCGGCGCGACGAGGCCGAGGGCAGGAAGUUUGCUGAAGACCAGCUACUUCGGUGGGCUGCGCAGAUAGCUCUUGCCCUACAGCACUGCCACUCCCGAGGCAUCCUGCAUCGGGACGUCAAGCCAGGGAACUGCUUCUUCCGGUGCCCAGGUGGAGCCCUCCUCCUUGGGGAUUUCGGCAUCUCCUGCGACCUAGACGAGCAUCACCUGGCAAAGACCUGCUGCGGCUCGCCGUUGUACCUGAGCCCCGAGAUCGUGAACCAGCAGCCGUACGCUUACGCAUCCGACGUCUGGAGCUUCGGCAUAACGCUGUACGAGAUGGCCAUGCUGGUUCCGCCCUUCAAGGGUAGCAACAUCUGCCAGGUCGCCUUCCGGAUCGUCGGCACCGAGCCUCCGCCACUGGAGCCUGGCUUCUCCAGCGCCUUGGCCAUGCUGAUCCAUCGACUGCUGGUCAAGGAGGCUUCCAACAGAGCCACGCUGGACGAGGCGCUGCAUUCUGCGCCCCUGGCGGCUGUGGCGGCCGCUGUGGCGGCGGAGCACGGAUUGCGGCUGGAGCCGCUUGCGGGCGACUCUUCCGGCGGCCUAGUAGAGCGACUACGGCGGACGAUGCCCUCACAUUGCCAGGAGGAGUAUGCCGACGACUUCGACGAGGAAGAUGAGAGCGACUAUGGCGACGACUUCGAGGAUGCCAGCGGAAGCGACAUCUCUUACGCGCCAGACUUCGAAACUGCCAGUGACAGCGACGAUGGUGCUGCUCGUGGGCCAGAGUUGUCAGAGGAAGACCUUCGGCUGCAGGUCGCUGCUGAGCUAGGAGAGGAGGCCAUGGCCAUCGCGGAAAGCCUUGGCGUAGUAAGCUUCCUCGAGAGUCUGCAGCGGCAUCGGCGGUGA
Messenger RNA from Symbiodinium natans, 1131 nucleotides. The record is from the annotation of a GenBank genome assembly. NCBI's taxonomy places the organism in Eukaryota, Dinophyceae, Suessiales, Symbiodiniaceae.